Messenger RNA from Xenia sp. Carnegie-2017, 2413 nucleotides. RefSeq names its product optineurin-like. The coding region runs from base 1275 to 2174 and encodes 299 amino acids. NCBI's taxonomy places the organism in Eukaryota, Metazoa, Cnidaria, Anthozoa, Malacalcyonacea, Xeniidae. Gene Ontology annotation, molecular function: K63-linked polyubiquitin modification-dependent protein binding. Gene Ontology annotation, cellular component: nucleus; cytoplasm. The transcript is spliced from 10 exons. Gene Ontology annotation, biological process: regulation of canonical NF-kappaB signal transduction. The record is from RefSeq and is a predicted model, not a curated record.
AUGCGCAUUACCACAAAAACAAAGAGUUUCGGUUUCGAAAGUCGAAAUCGUUUGUUGUGACUUUAUGUAACGUCCGCGUUUUUCAUUUCUAUCUACAGGAUUUCUUUGCUUAUGAAGCAACAAUUCUUUAAUUGCAAAGAUUGGUGAUGAACAUUGAACAAUAUCUUAUUUCGUUGGAGUGCGAAGAUAAGAAGAAAAUCUACGACGUCAAUGUUGUGAUAUUUGUUUUAAAAUUCAUAAAGUAGUUAUAUCAGGAUAAGAAAGUGAGAGAAAAAAAUGCAAAAUUCAAUUGAAUUGAGUUCAUUUCACUAUGAAUUUGUGAAUGACGUUAAUUUGAACGAAGAAACUGCUCUUAGUAAGAAUGAAAAAGCUCUUGCAGAUCGAGUACGACAUUUACAAAAUGAAAAUAAGGAAAUGCAAAAAGCAAUAGAAAUUUAUCAGGAGGCUUUACAGUUGUGCCAGGAAAAUUUGAACAGUGUUGUGUCACAGCAAGAUAAGUUGCUAUCUGACACACAGAAAAAUUACAAUCAAGCAAAAGCUAAAGUUGAUUCACUAAAUCAGAAAAUUAAGACUCUUGAAACUCAGCUUGAGGAGAAGAUAAUGGAAUGUAGGAAGAAUAAAGAAAUUAAAGGAAAAAUUUAUGAUGAAAAGCCAUUAAUAUCUGCUGAAGACCAUCAAAGUCUAAUUGCUGAGUGUUUGGAGUUAGAGAAAUUAAUCAAAACUCUACCUCAGAAUGACUCUGUACCACAAACUAUUUACAAUCAGUUGAUAACUCAAGCUCAAUCUAUGAAAGAGAAGCUUGGGCAAUUAAAUGUGAGACAUGUUGAACUGGAAUCUCAAAACAAUGAAUUUAAAAAUUCCAAUCAAAGAGGUGAUGAAAACAUGAACCUAAAUUCCAAACCACCAAAAAACAACAAUGACAAAAUUAAAGUGGAAUUAUUGUCUCACGAGUGUCAGACUACUGAUGAAGUCAUCCUUGCUGAUCAGUUAUCGCAAGAUCAGUGCGCUAAAAUAUCAAAACUUGAAUCAGAAAUCCAAGAAUUAAAGAAACAAAUGGACAGAAGUGAAACAAUGUUUUUGACAGAGAAGGAGGAUAUUUUGGAAAAUAAGGCAGCUUUGGAAGAGCAAAUAAGAAAAAUGAAAGAGACAUCAUCUAUACAAGCUAAUAAAUCCUUUGAUGAUGCUAUUGCUGCAAAGAAGGAUCUUGAACAACAGUUGAGGGAAAAACAACAGAAUUGGCAAAAGUUGAGAAUGACAAACAGAACAUUUCCAGUAUGCAUGAAAAGUUGAGUGAAAAAUUUGGUAAAGAAAUUGAAAAUCGAGAAAGAGUGGAAAAUGAACUUAAAGCACAAGUUGUGACGUUCUGUCAAGACAUACAAGUCAAAGAAACAGAAUGUGAAGACAUGAAGAAAAGACUUGAAAUUUAUGAAAAUGAAUGUAACAGACUGGAAGCUCAAUAUGAGGAAUUGAGAAAAACCUCUGAAAAUAGAAACAUUCAGAAUGAGCGUAAGGUCGCCGGUGAUUUGGCCGAAUCAAAAUCUCAGGUUGAUAAUCUCACAGCGCAGUUGUUGACUGCUGAAGAAAUGAUUGAACAUAAAGAUGCAGAUCUGCAGAAAUUACAGAAAGAAAAUCAAUCACUUGUUGGAGAGUUGGAAACCGUUCCAUUGCUGAAACAGCAGCUCGAAGUUUUCCAAACUGACUUUAAUCAGGAACAGGAAUUGCGACAGAAAACUGAAGAACGUAACAGAAAACUUGUAGAUGAAAUAAAAAAACUUCAAUUGGAUGUCGAACGCUUGACAGAAGAGAUGAAUGACCCAACAGGCAGUAGAAUGGCAGAAAUGCAACGGCGUCACGGUUGUGGUAACACUAAUCAAGCAGAAAAUGGGGUUUCGGCUGCAUCUUGGAGUAUAUUUCAUGACAGAUAUCUUUCCCCUCGUGGAGGGCCACCAACAGCUGGGCUAAACAACGCUAACAGUGACAAUGAUAUUAACCGUCAGGUCUCUGGUGGACGAUGUCCAAAAUGUGAUCAAAUGUUCCCUGAUCUCGACACGUUACAGACUCAUGUUGUACAAUGUUUGGAAUCUGAAAGUUCAAAGGUCUGCCCAAAAUGCAACCGUGCCUUCCCAGAUUUAGAUACUCUUCAAAUCCAUGUCAUGGAAUGUCUUGAUAAUUAGUUAUGCACGUACGUAAAAUGACGUAUUUUUGCUAUUUUCUUUAUGAUCAUUUGGAUUUUCAAUGUCAAUGUACUACGUAUAAUUUUCCAUAGUUGUUUACAAUAUAGUUACAGCUAGUCACUUGCUUCAACUGAAUUUCAAUAGUAAUAACUGUUAUUAAUGAAUUACCUGUUGAAGUAAUAUGAUAUCCGUAUAAAAAUUGCUCUUAAAAAAUUUAAAGAUCCAAUGUUUCAAUUUUA